UCACAACAAAACAACAAAGAAGAAGCAGCUUCAGGACAAACCGUGUCAGGGAAAAAAAACGCCAACCGUCGUGGCUCUUUAAAACGUGUGUGAUUCCUUGGAAUAAACAGAAUAAAACGGUUAGUUUAGGGAGCUUAAAGUGUCGAUUUAUUGUGGUUGAGUGUUGUUUUCCGCAAUGUUUGGCAAAGUUUUGUAAAGCAAGCGUGAAACGUCCACGAAAUUCGGCUAGAAUCGAUUCCACCGACAGCAGCAAAAUAAUGGCCAUGGAAGAACCGCACAACACGACUCCGAAGAAGAAAUCCUGCGGCCUGGAGAAUGAUUCAAUCUUCGGGACGAUCAAGAAGUUUACCGCUCCGGCCGGCAACAGUCCCAAGCUGCCGACCAUCAAGGACUUUUGCAUUUUGAAGCCCAUCAGCCGUGGUGCCUUCGGGAAGGUUUUUCUAGGUUACAAAAAGAACAAUGACCACGACAAGCUGUUUGCGAUCAAGGUGAUGCGCAAGUCGGACAUGAUCAACAAAAAUAUGAUUUCGCAGGUCAUAACGGAACGGAACGCGUUGGCCCUGUCCCGGAGUCCGUUCUGUGUGACGUUGUACUACUCGCUGCAGACCAUUUCGUCGGUGUUUCUCGUGAUGGAGUACAUGGUUGGGGGCGAUCUCAAGUCGCUGCUUGCCAUGUACGGCUUCUUCGAGGAGUCUGCCGCCCGGUUCUACACGGCCGAGAUCUGCCUGGCCCUGCAGUAUCUGCACAAGCACGGCAUCGUGCACCGUGACAUCAAACCGGACAACAUGCUGAUCUCGGCCACCGGCCACGUCAAGCUGACCGACUUUGGCCUUAGCCGGAUCGAGAUGCGUCGCGAUUUGGAGAUUUCCGACCUCAUCAACUGCUCCCCAAACUUGAACGCUCGAACCCCCGGCCAGCUGCUCUCCCUCACGUCCCAUCUGUCCUUCGGUUCGCACGAAAAGCGCCAACUCGAGCAACCCACCGACCAGCUGCACCAAUCCUCGGAGAACGACUCCGACUGUUCGUUCUCCAACUCCAAACAGAACGACAGCAAAAUGUCCGGCGUGAGUCCGUUCUUUUCGGCGGAACAGAACGGCAGCGUCAUCGAGGGUUUGCGGGAGGUUCGCGCGACGACGCCUCCAGCGGAAAAGACGGCCGAUAUGACGUCAUCGUAUUAUACGUGCAAUUCCAGCGUCGACGGCGGACGGAGCAGCAGCACCGGAAGCUACGAGUCGGUCGGCAAUGGGCAGGUGCAGGUCGUAGUGAGUGUCGCUGGAAGCAAUAAGGAAAAUUCGGACAGUAACAAUAAAGAGGCACGUGGGGAAAAGGCAGAGCAGCACUCGAAGAACUCGUUUGAUUUUCUACUGAUUCCGAGCCAAAAGUCCAAAACGCACAUCAGCAACGACUCGGGCGUCUCGAGCCGCAAGAGUGACAUCUCGCACAUUCCGGCAGAACUGUCCGCGAUCGAGAAGGCCGAGUGCUCGCACAGCAGCAACCGCCAGGACGACUACUCGUGUUCGGACUUUUCGCGAAGCUAUAGUAUGAGCAACAUCAACGAAUCGAACCACUCGAGACUUGACUAUCACUCGCCGAUUAAGAACGGAUCACGCUGCUUCAAACGACCGGAGUACUUUAGAGGUAUCAAGCGAAAGCGUCACCUGGUCAGUCGCGUAGACUCGCUGGCCUCGGAUCCGGACGGGAGUGCGACCAGCACCGGGUUGACGCAGGAAAUCGACGUGAUGGACAUUGGCAGCAGUACGCCGAAGAAGCGGAAAGCGACCUCGCCGAUCAAGGGUGUGCUAAAGGUGCGUUCCCUGUCGGACGAUGAGAUGCCCGUCAAUGAGAACCUGGGCACGGUCAUGUUCUCAACGCCAGUGUCUUCGCAGAAGAUUCGCCGCGAGGGUGGCCAGCUGGGCAAGCUCAAGAGUACGCGCUUUGCGCUGCCAUCGUCGAUCGAGCAGCCACGAAAGUCGCAAGCGUUCAUCAAGAUUGCCGACGAGUCGGUCAUGUCGCCGAUCUGCACGGGGAAAACCGUGACGAACGUGGAAAAUACUCCCAAAACAGUCAAAACCCCAUUCCGCACGCCGAAAUCGGUUCGACGAGCUCCGGCCGGGUCGGACGAACGAAUUCUCGGCACGCCCGAUUACCUCGCGCCGGAACUCCUGCUCCAGCAGGGUCACGGUCCGGCCGUUGACUGGUGGGCGCUCGGUGUCUGUCUGUACGAGUUCAUGACCGGCAUUCCGCCGUUCAAUGACGAAACACCCCAGAAGGUGUUUGAGAACAUCCUCAGCCGGAACAUCGAGUGGCCCCAGGACGACGAAUCUCUCUCGCCCGGAGCGGUCGAAGCCGUCGAGUCGAUCCUCGAAAUGGACCCCGCGAAACGACCCCAAGCCGAGCAGAUGAUGCAGAUGGCCUUCUUCGAGUCGAUCGACUGGACCGCCCUCGAGUCGGCCCCGCCCCCGUUCAUCCCGAAUCCGGACGACCCGCAGGACACCGGCUACUUUGAGGCGCGAAACGUGAUGCAACACCUUAAGUUGUCCAACUUUGAUAUGGAGUCCUAUUGAACAGAACAAAAUGCUUGUGACGAUGUGUAUUUUAGAACGAUUUUAGCGCCUAGUGUUUGUCGAAUGACACCGAUUUUAUUAUUAUUUGUAUUUUUUAAGCUGCGACUUUUCGCCGGUACUGUUAUAGCUCUAAAUGUAGGUUAUUUUUGUGAUAAAUAAAUGCUUGUUCAAAACUGAAA
Culex quinquefasciatus (southern house mosquito) is the source of this 2743-nucleotide messenger RNA. RefSeq names its product serine/threonine-protein kinase greatwall (gene gwl). Bases 258 to 2564 code for a protein of 768 amino acids. The record is from RefSeq and is a predicted model, not a curated record. Gene Ontology annotation, biological process: peptidyl-serine phosphorylation; intracellular signal transduction. Gene Ontology annotation, cellular component: nucleus. The transcript is spliced from 5 exons. NCBI's taxonomy places the organism in Eukaryota, Metazoa, Arthropoda, Insecta, Diptera, Culicidae. Gene Ontology annotation, molecular function: protein serine/threonine kinase activity; ATP binding.